GUUUUAACCAGCCGCACGCAGCCUAUACCCCGCGUAAUUUGUGAAUCGAAGCGGGUCAACAUCACCCGCACUUGUCUUAAAAAAUACCAGAAAACCGCUUGAAAAAAAUUUCAAAAUUUUCAAAAACCUAAAAUGGCAACUACAGCUCAGCCUUCCCAAAGUUUGCCUCAAACGUCUCUGUAUGUUGGUGAUCUGCAUCCCCUUGCUACUGAGGCUUUACUUUAUUCUAAGUUUUCUGAAAUGGGCUCUGUCUUGAGCACUCGAGUGUGCCGUGAUUUAGCGUCAAGAAGCUCGCUUGGUUACGGUUAUGUUAAUUUCGAGGAACCUAAGGACGCUGAGCGCGCCUUGGAGAAUAUGAAUUAUGAGCCUUUCAUGGGGCGUCCCAUCCGAAUUAUGUGGUCACAGCGAGACCCAUCUUUACGGAAGUCGGGUCGUGGAAACAUAUUCAUUAAGAAUCUGGAUAAAUCAAUUGAGCAGAAGGAGCUAUACGACACCUUCGUGUACUUCGGCCGGAUUUUGUCUUGCAAAAUCGCAAUGGACGAGCACGGAAACUCGAAGGGCUAUGGGUUCGUUCAUUUCGAGAAAGAAGAGUGUGCUGAACGCGCAAUUGAAAAAAUUAACGGCAUGAUGAUUCGAGACCGCGUCGUUUAUGUCGGGAAGUUUAUACCAAGCUCUGAUAGAAAAACGAAUUCUGGGAAGCCAAGAUUUAACAAUAUCUACGUUAAAAAUUUCCCAUCAGACACUGACGACGAUAAACUGCGUGAAAUGUUCAGUGAGUUUGGGGAAAUUAAAAGUUGUUGCGUCGAAAAAGACGCGGAGGGGAAAUCCAAGGGUUUUGGAUUUGUUUGCUUCCAUGACCCUGAUCAUGCCGAAGAGGCCGUUAAAACCAUGCAUGGCAAGGAGAUCUGCGGACGCGCGUUGUACGCCAGCCGUGCCCAGAGAAAAGAAGAACGCCAAGAAGAGCUAAAACAACGCUUGGAAAAACAACGUGCCGAACGACAGUCGAAGUAUGUUUCAGGCGUCAAUUUGUACGUCAAAAACCUCGAUGAUACGGUGGACGAUGACCGUUUAAAGGAAGCUUUCUGUCAAUACGGUCCUAUAACAAGUGCUAAAGUCAUGACAGAUGCCAACGGUAGAUCAAAAGGUUUCGGCUUUGUUUGUUUCACUCAACCAGAACAAGCAGCACGAGCCGUAACCGAGAUGAACGCCGCUUUAAUCGGUUCCAAACCGCUGUAUGUUGCAUUGGCCCAACGCAAGGAGGACAGGCGUGCAAAGCUAAUUGCGGAACACCAGCAAAGGUUGGCACAGUUUCGUAGCUCGGUUACGCAGAUUUUGCCUCCUGCGGCGGCACACGCAGCUGCUCCGGGUUACUUCACUCAAACUGCGUUCCCUCAGCCCCAACGUUAUUACCAUCCUCCUGGCGCUGUUAUUAAUUCCCAGCCCCGCUGGAACCGCGCUGGAGUCAUGUCGGGGGGUAUCCCGGCGCAAUUAGGUGCUGGAAUGCCAGGUAGACCACCAAUCCCUGGACACUACCUCAAUUCACCGAAUACGGCGGCUGGUGUGGCAGCUAGUCAAAUGGCAGCAAUUGCACAGAUCCGCCCGCCACCGAAUGUUGGGCGCCCAAUGAUGGCCAGUGGUGUGCCUGCUAUGCAAGCUGGACCCCACAUGACAGGAUCUGGGAUGAUGAACCAUGCUGCCGGACAACGUCAGCCGACAGGUCGGCCAAAUGUUCCAAUGCAACAGGUUCUAAAUCCAACUGGCGGUCUACCCCAUCGUCCGUCCAUGGCUUCAGUGGUAGCAGCUACACCGAAUAGUAACCCGCCUGGCGUCCGUGUGAGUUUUUCGCAGCUAUCUUCUAUAGCCCCUUGUUAUCCAGUUAACUUGACUGUAAAGCAUUCUAAACCCUAUUCGCCGCGGCUUUACGCCUUGGUAUAAUGUGCGCUUCGUUUCAUUCUCCCCAGUGAACAUAACUUGUCUUGCUCGUUUCCACUAACGGUUAAGAUCCACUUGUUGACCAUUGCUUGGCUUUGUUUAGUGCUUCCCUCAUACCACCCUUUAUUUUCGCCCAUUCCUGGCAUGUAUUUGGCGGCUAUUCCUGCAAGCUAGGCGCAUUCUACUGAAGGGGUGCAUGUUUGGACAUCCGACUUAAAAUCCACGGCUCGUGCCUGCGUAGGCACAGGUAACUUGGCCUCCCAGGCCGCAUACAAUUAACCAUGUUCUCGGCACUUAUACAUCACGUCACCAGUGAACAUUUAGGGAAUCCGAAGUUUGUCUUGAAAAAGCCACAUUUUUAGAUGUGCUAGGUCGUUUCCAAACUCAUCAGCAGUGUUCACUUCAUCUGUCCUUGUAGACCUAGUGUCGACGACUACCAUAACCACCUAAUCUGGAAAGUCGUUGCUCAGUGACUUGCUCUGUCAUACAUUGCAGCAUUGUGAACUCACUUUGUGCGCUGGGUUGGUUUAUCACCCCAAUAGGUAACGGACUUUACUUCCUUUGCGUGAAAGCUGGCAGUGUGCUUCAUCUUGAAGUUGGUUUUACGUCUUCACCGCAGUUGGACUAGAGUGACUGACACGACUGUUCUCUCUUUCACUAGAUCUGACCUGAUGCAUUUUCUUUUAUUUGUUCACUGUUACUCCUUUGCAUAUUCCCUGUUUAGCUUGCGCCUUUUUUUCCGUUUUCGUUAUUUGAUUGAUAUCCCCUUAGUUACACUUAAACUGAAGCAGCCUUAAUGCACAUUUUUUCUUUCGUCAGUUCUGUCAUUCUACCGCUCUGUUCUGCUCAGUUUGCAUGUUUCUUAUCCUAUGUAUUCUGUCUGACAUCAGUGGUGUGCCUGCGUUUGAUGUCAUGUUGACAAGGAUUCUGUCAAAAAAUUGCCAUCUAGAUUCUACUGCCCCCCAUAUCCGUUUCAUGGACAGCUAACCGUUGCUGGGGGAGACAGGAUGCACGGUCCUCGUGAUCGUGCUAGGCUCAGAGUUGUUCCAUCUACUGUAGAGCGGGCUACGGUAAGCAUGGUACACGUGAUUCCUAAUUUAGAAUAUUGCAGUUGUGCAUGUUGAAGAAAUGUGGGGCGGCUGCGUCGAUGAAACCUGGCUCCCAUCCAUCUGCCUUCCGGUCUUAUUUCUUCGGGUUUACACUGUCAAUAAGGUGCGUGCAUGGAACUGUGGGUGGUGCAGCGGAAGCGUGCUGUGGCUGUCCGUUGACAACCUCUGACAGGCAACUCCGGAAUCUGUUGCCGCCAACUAUGAUAGCAGACAGCGGCUUGCAAGUUUUAUUUCCGUAAUUAAUCUCUCCUUUUCUGUCACUGUUUUUCAGCCCUCGUUUCUUCGUUGCUUCAUAUUCGUCGGACAUCUUUUCGAAGCCGAGAGCAUUGUCACUAGCUGGCCUAAGAAUAUAUCGAUGUGUUUAUCUCGAAUACGAUUCCACUAGGAUAUCCGCAUGUACCUUAUUUUUCUAACCGCUGUUCCUGAUUGUUAACUGACCAUCAAAAGUCUUUCGAUGCAUUUGACAAUAAUCCUUUUUUAAAUACAGUCCGUCCCUCCUCAGGUACCUCGGGGUGUUGUGCAGCCUGGUGUACCUACAUUGGUGACUACCACAAAUGUUCGCUUCAAUCAGACUGCACGAAAUGUGUCGGCACAACCAGUAUCGAACAACAUGUCAUCUGUCUUGGCUCCUUUGGGGGAUCAAGGUCCCCUCACAAUAAGCGCACUCGCUCAGCUCUCUGCAGAAGAUCAGAAACGUACUCUUGGUGAACGACUGUUUCCACUGGUUCAAGAAAUUUACCCGACUUUAGCUCAAAAACUUACUGGCAUGCUUCUUGGUGUCGAUAACGCUGAGGUCAUUCACCUGUUAGAAUCCAGGGAAUCUCUGCGCGCGAAGCUCGAGGAAGGCAUCAGCGUCUUAAAGAGCAGCCGCAACUUACCUCCGGAGCUGAUGGAUGAAACUGGUGUCUCUGCCUCCGAGGCAAUCGGCCUAAACGCCUCUCAGCCAGGUCAGAAUGGCGAUAGUGUGAACUCGAGUGGUCAAGGAGCGAAGCUAGAGCCAAAGGGACAAGGCCUGACCAACGACGGAGUAAAGACUGAGGCCUGAUGUCUCCCACUCAUAACUGUUUCGUCAUACUUGUUGGCCCUUGCUGCGAAAACUGCAUGUUUACUGCGUCGACAAAAUUACUCCUUUCUGUACGUUUGUUCGCACGAAUGCGUCGCUUUCAUUAUGUGCUGGGGUCAUUUUGUGACAGUUGUUGCCCGACGUUUGUUUUUCCUUGUUCUUUGUGCGACGCCGACCGAAUGAGCGUUUGUCGUUUCGUU
Molecule: messenger RNA, 4304 nt
Organism: Dicrocoelium dendriticum
Lineage: Eukaryota; Metazoa; Platyhelminthes; Trematoda; Plagiorchiida; Dicrocoeliidae
Source: the annotation of a GenBank genome assembly